AAUGGAAGCCCGUAGCAGAACACAGGAGAAUGGAGCGCGCACAGCAAGCAUAAAUCAUAGUCGCGCUUUCGUCGUAGACAUGUCGUCUCCUAUGUAUCCUAGUCAGCGUUGGGACACACGUGAAACAUUGAUUGUUGAUCUUCCGCUGGACUACCCUCAGUCCGUGUGAGCUAGUCGAAACGGUAUCAACUACACUAAUACCUAGUGUGUUGCACAUUGUACGUGUUGCACAUUGUACUCGACGGCAUCUCUAUGCUUGACGUCUUUUUGAACAUACAGUAUGCAGACAACUACAAAUGGCUUCAACUUGAAAUGAAAAAAAAAAAAAAAAAUGAAAUUAGCUUCUGUCACCGAACGUUCGUGCAUUACAAUGUGCAUCAUUCCUUGAUAUCAAACCGACUCAGUGACACCAUGGGCUCGUGCUCGGAAUUUCUGGCAAGUGCUGGGCUCUUCAUCUUCAACGCCGUAGACCUGGUUGCAGGCAUCGCACUGUGCGUCUACAGUCUCUACAUCGGCACAAACCACUUCGCUCCGUUGUGGCUCUAUGUCCCCUUGCUGGCAAUUGGCAGCGUUCUAGUGGUCGCAUCACUUAUGAGUGGCUUCGGACUGGCAUUCCGAAGUUGCUCGGGCUGCAUGGCGCUGUCAUCUGAUGUGUUGCUAUGGAUUUCGCUCGCUGAACUUGGUCUGGCCGUCGUCAUCUUCACUCAAGGAGGAACUAUCAGCAGAUUCUUGCGUGAACACAGCAACGAACUCAAGCUCAGUGGAGAUGAAUUGGCACAGUAUGAACGUCACAAGUUCUAUCCGGCGUAUGCGUUGCUGGCCUUGUGCUUGGUGGAAGCUCUACGCCAACGCUACAGUACAACACUGCACAACGCGAGGCUUCGUCGACAGUACCAAUACGAAAUGUUGGCUUAAGCUACCUUACCACCCUCCAUUAAGAAUUAGGAAUUUGGUAAGAAUGGUCGAACCACAUUGCUGUCAUUAUCACUAAUAAAUCGUGUUUCGAUCGUCUGCGUGGCCAUCGGAGGGUUCAGCGCUCCCGGUCUUCCCGGUCUCUAAACUGGCAGCUCUCAGACGCUUUUCCGCUUGUUGAGGCUUCACUUUCUUCUCCUUUCUGCCACCGAAACGCAGCAACUCGAAGCACUUGUGCGUCCAGGACUUGACCGUGAGACCGAAGCCUUUGACGCCCUUGCCUUUGACGACCACUGGCUCAGCGUGUUGGAUCUCAUCGUUCGAACUGAGGUCGAGCGUGAAGUUGGCGAGGAACGGCAGUUCGUCGCGAUGGAAAGCGUACAACACCGAGAGCUUGUGUUUGUCGUGCUUGACGUGCUUUGCCUUAUGAUUCGAAGCAGCUUUGUCCUCGUCUUGCUGCUUCAACCGAGCAAUCGUCGAGACUGACGGAUCUCCACGCACAGAGCGGAAGCCGCUGGUAAUUGCCGGUCUGCGGCAGCUCUCGGGUAGACAGAGCAGCACACAAUCCUUGUCCUUGAAGUGCUCAAAGACUAAAUCACAAAACAACAUUUAGAAGCUCUAAAUUUUAGAACUCCAUGACUCAGAAACGUACCAUUAGCGAGGAAC
This is a messenger RNA of Phytophthora nicotianae INRA-310, 1578 nucleotides long. RefSeq lists its product as hypothetical. The record is from RefSeq and is a predicted model, not a curated record. Lineage: Eukaryota; Oomycota; Peronosporomycetes; Peronosporales; Peronosporaceae. The coding region runs from base 253 to 915 and encodes 220 amino acids. The transcript has 3 exons.